Molecule: messenger RNA, 1627 nt
Organism: Drosophila bipectinata
Lineage: Eukaryota; Metazoa; Arthropoda; Insecta; Diptera; Drosophilidae
Gene: Art3
Product: arginine methyltransferase 3
Biological process (GO): peptidyl-arginine methylation
Cellular component (GO): nucleus
Molecular function (GO): protein-arginine N-methyltransferase activity
Source: RefSeq, a predicted model, not a curated record
CACAAAUAAUAAGAAUGAGGCUCCCAAGGAUUCUGAAGCGGCGCAGGCAGGUGAUAGCUCCGAAGAAGAGGAUUACGAAGACAUUGAUGAAGACGACGACGAUGAUGAGCAAAUGGAUGAGGGAGAGGAGCCCACCACAUGUCUUUUUUGCGAGGAGGUCUUUCCAUUAAUAGCCACUGCCAUCGAUCACCUCGAUGCGCGGCACAAAGUGAACCUGUCUCAGCUUCAAAAGAAGUUCCACAUGGAUCAGUAUUCCUUCAUCAAGCUCGUAAACUGCAUAAGGGCCAACAAGAUUAGUGCUGAAACUUUACUAUCGACUGAACAGACCUUUUGGGAAGAUGAGAAGUAUCUAAAGCCAAAGGAGUACGAGCCAUGGCUUUGCUAUGACUACGAUGUGCUUAAGACAGACGGCGCUGAGGCUCAACCAUCGGUGGCCGAACUUCUCCAGCAAAUCGCCGAACAAUCCAAACUUCUGCAACAAGCAAACGAGGAUAUGGAGCGUAUGCGUAGCGACUACAAGGAACUGCUGCAGAAGGUUCAUGAGGGAAAAGAUUCCAAGUCAUCUGGCGAAAUAGUGCCGCGAAAUAAUCCAAACUUUGACAAGGAGUACUUCAAUAGUUAUUCGCAUUUCGGAAUACACCACGAGAUGUUGAGUGACAAGGUACGGACCAGUACGUAUCGCUCGGCUCUUUUGGAGAACAAGUCUGUGGUGAGCGGCAAGGCAGUACUAGACGUCGGCUGUGGUACGGGAAUCCUGUCUAUUUUUGCCUCCCAGGCGGGUGCUGCACGGGUGGUGGGAAUUGACAACUCGGACAUUGUUUAUACUGCGAUGGACAUUGUUAGAAAAAACAAGGUGCAGAAUGUGCAACUAGUGAAGGGCCGGUUGGAGGACACUGAUCUUCCAGAGGCCAAGUACGACAUCAUCAUCUCCGAAUGGAUGGGUUACUUUUUGCUGUACGAGUCUAUGUUGGACAGCAUUAUCUACGCCCGCGAACAUCACCUUAACCCCAAUGGCGUGAUCCUACCCAGCCGUUGCACUCUUAGCAUUUUGGGCUACGGCAACGACACCUUGUACGCCGAGCAGGUUGAAUUUUGGUCAGAUGUGUACAAUGUAAACAUGGUUGAUCUGCAAAAGAAGUCCAUUGAAGAGCCGCUCAUGGAGGUGGUGGAUGCCCAGUUUAUGCUCACAGAACCAGAACAGAUAGCUAACUUUGACAUGAUGACUGUCGACUUGAAUUAUCCCAAUUUUACUCACCAUUUUAAUUUAAAAGUAACCAAAUCCGACCGUCUCACAGCCUUUGUGGGCUAUUUUGACACCUUCUUCGACAUGCCCGCUGCAGUUAUGUUUAGCACAUCGCCCACUGAGACCCCGACACAUUGGAAGCAAACCAUCUUUUUCUUAGAACACCCGAAGGACGUGAAAGAAGGUGAAGUUAUCAGUGGGAAGAUUGUCUCACGGAGGCACAAGGAGGACAUAAGAGCACUCAAUGUAGAGAUAGAGGUGUUUGGAAGAAAACAAAAGUACAUGGUGGUCUGAUGAGACUCUUGAUCCACAGACUCGAGUCAACUACUACUUUUAAUUCUAUUAUUUUUAGAAUGUAAAAUAUUUUUAUCUUCAGGCAAUGCU